Molecule: messenger RNA, 537 nt
Organism: Ceraceosorus guamensis
Lineage: Eukaryota; Fungi; Basidiomycota; Exobasidiomycetes; Ceraceosorales; Ceraceosoraceae
Exons: 1
Coding region: 164-490 (108 amino acids)
Source: RefSeq, a predicted model, not a curated record
GAUUUAGGCGGGCGGCCCGGCACCUUCAUGCAGUCGCUACUUGACGCCGAGUGGCGAACAUCAUCAAGAAUUUUCCGCAGCAGCCUUGUGCUUGUCCGAUUCCUGUCUUAGCUAGGCUUGUCAGUGCAAACCACGACUGCUCACGUCUAUCUGGGCGUCUGAGAUGUUUGGAUCCAUCUUGACCGCGAUUGGGGUUUUGCAGGCAGGCGUCUCAUCCGUUUCCGCGAGCAGCUAUUUCGGACACCGGCUCACAAUUGUCCAUGCUGUCAAAGGCGUUCAUUCGCAGUCAACUGGGUGGUCAGCUCCUCGCUUCACCUUUUGUCCGAUGUUCGACUCGGAACGGUGCUUCAAGAAGCAUGUGCAUGUGUAUGUCUGGGUGAGGGGUGUCUCGUGCGAUGCUCGGUUGACUGCGAUACUUGUGUUGCCUUCUUCGUCUGCAACCGUUCGCAGAAGGUUUCCGCGUGAUGCCGCUCCCACUCAUCUCUUCUAGCUCGGAAACGCUUCAACGGUAUGAUGGGAGAUGGGUUCGAACGCGAA